UUUUUAAAAAGUUUGUUUACGCGAGUUGUUGUGUAUAAAAAGUUAUGAAGCAACAGACUAAUUCUGGAUGAUGGAAAUGAUGAUUAAAAAUUUACGUAUCAGUUUGAAUAGCUCGAUAGUUGUUACUGGUGUUACUAGCUUUCUCGUUCAGUCAUCACCGGCGCAAAUCUACCGCGAGAUAGAUUACGAGGUCGUGAUGCUGCCAAAAGAAAGAAGACAUCUGGUGUUGCUCUUUAAUGCGCACUUGUGUUUUAUUCUUGUAUUGGUGUGUCUGUUACAACACCACCGCAUCAUCAUCGUCGUCAUCAUUCUAAUAAUCAUAAUCGUCAAGAGCAUCAGCGUAAACUUUUACUGACUCUUACACUCUCGAUCAUUUUCUCAGCUUCCAAUUUUAUACAUGAGCAAUAAACCGCGCGAUCGCGAGAGAAUUAUAUUCAAAUUGAUCAGUCGUUACUCAACUCAGUUAUUGCCAGCUACCGAUUAAAAUCAUCUGAUUAUCAUGGAUAUUAUAUAUAUAUAUUUUUGUGAAAAAUAGUAUACUUGUAUUAUUAAAUAAAUAAUAAUAAUGUGCCGAUGGCCAUGGACACAUGAUGCACAGGAGAGAGCGGGAGAGAACGCGAACUACAAAAAAAAAUCAGAGUCAGAAUGACAUAAAAAAACUACGACGUGAAAACGAGCAGCUGAGACGUGAAAUUUGGUGUCUACGUGAAGAGUACGACAAACUAGAAGAAAUUGUCAAGAGCCAAAAGAACCUCGUCGACAGUGAUAAUAACGAGCACAGCGAGGAUAUAUCUACAUCAGGCACUGAAGAGUACGAAGAAGAGGAAGAGGAAGAGGAAGAGGAAGAAGAAGAUAUAGACAACGAAGACGGAGAGGAUGGGGACGAGAACUCGAGCAAAGAAAAAAAUAAACGAGUGAAUUCAAAGGAUGAUGUGAUUCAAGACGAACUUUUGGAGAAUGCUGAGAAUCAAAAAUUGUCCUCGGAGAAGACUAAUAGUCUGCAGCAGCAGCAACACCGUUUGCAUGUGGAUUUUGAUCAAUUAUCCGUAGUGACAGAAGAGGCAGAGGAGUCAACAAAAAAGGAUAAGGAGUAUAGAGAUGUAAAUGAGGCAGAAAUGCUUGAUAAAACGGCACGUGAAUCUGAUUCAAAUAAGCAGCACGAGGAGGAAAAAGACAGAUACUUAAAUCAACAUGCAUUCAACUGGAUAAUCAAUUCAGAGUGUCCUGUCACCCACUCGUCCUCGAGGAUAGAGCAACUCGUACUCCCUUGCUCUUCAACACGUAGCAUUGUAUCCAUGAGUAACAAUGAGAGUGGUCCGGCAUCACCUCCAUCAGCAUCAUUGCUGCCUCCUCCACCGCUACCACCACCACCAUUACCACCGGGGAUUGGCUGGCAGGGAAAGAUUUUUCAAGGAGACACGAGUAAUAUUCACACCACUACGACAGCGGAUCGACAGACCUGCGCAGAAUCAAUUGCAUCCACGCAGCAAUUGCGGGCGUCGUUUCAAUUGCCUUGGGACAACAGUAUAUCCUCCUCAUCCUCCUUCGUGUUUCCAGACACUCGUUCAUGCACGGAAUUUGUGACCACAGAGAUCACCAGCCCAACAACGACAAUAAUUGCGCCUUCCUCAAGCAGCGAGAAUACCAGCUCUACAGUUAUUCACAAGACAUCACCCGACAUUUACGUAUCGGGAGUUAUUGCGGCGAGUAGUCAACAACAUCAUCAUCAGUAUCAACAACAGCAACAGCAGCAACGCGGGUUCGGAAGCUCCGAGCAGCUAUUGAUUAGCAAUCCUCGUGACUCGUUUAAUAAAUCGUACUCAUGCCAGGAACUAAAUGACAAAACCUAUUCGUUUGAUGUAGCAAUGAAUCAAGGGCUCGAAGCCAAGAGUUUACCCGAUAACUCAAGUACCACCAGCCGAGGAGCCUUUAAGAGCCAGUUGAAAGUUCAAUUGUGUAAAAUAUCGCCGGAUUUACUGCCACCGGAAUUGGAAUUGCCGCCGAAGAUGUCACCGAUCGAUUGGACCCCGGGACAACCCUUUUAUCGGACUCUAGAGCCACUCGAUCGACGGGAACAACGUCUACUACGGCAAAUCCAACUCAACGAGUAUCAAGCAACCUCUUUUGAAAGUCCAACUCCCCGUACUUUGGCUCUUUCCAGCUCAAUACCCCUUCAAGCUUACCCGAAAACUUUACGGGCAGAGAGAAAACCCGUGUCAGUACCCACAGUAUCUAAUGUUGUUCCAGUCUGGACUAAUGCUCCUCAAAAUCUUACCAAAGUUGAUACACAAACUCAAACCAGAAGUCGUAGUUCGAGUCAGAGCUCCUCUAGUACAAGUCAGAGCCCAAGUUCCGGCGAAGCGGAAGCUCAUAAAGACUUACAGAAGUUAUCCAAGUCUAAAUGUAAGACCAAAAAGAACAAAAAGAGUCGGGUAAAAAAGACAGCUUCUAUUGUCUCCGAAGACAAACGUCGCUCGGAUGACAAACCCGAGCGCCGAUCAUCUUCUUUAGGUCAAGACUGCCAAAAAAAGUGUGCAAAAAACCCACGUAAUUCUCAAAACAAAUCGAGACUAUCAACAAAAAGCCAAAGCCUGGCUCACGAACCAGCUGAAUUUAUUCCAAGAGAUCGAACAAUAUCAGGAAUCAGCCCGGAAGCGGAAAAGCAGCGGAAGACAAGCGAUGCCAGCGAUAAAGUGCCUUGGUGUGCGUGCUGGGGGAACGGGUGCCUUUGAUCGUGUCCCGAGUUUAUAUCAGUCAAACUUUUAUCUAUCAUACUCUUUUUUAGCGACACUAAUUAAAAUAAUUCACAAAAUGCCGAUCGAUACCUCGGCACGACAAGCGCGCGCUUGUACAAAGCGGUGACUCUCUUACUCUUAUUCUCUGUACACCUCGCAAGCUAUUCCGGCAACCUCGCCAGGGUCUCUCUGGCUGUAGACUCUAGAGCCUACUACCGACGACCGGUGGAUGCCAUGUGCAGACCACGACCCCAACACCGAGUGUCGUUGACACGCGUUGACUCGUGCGAUCUCGACCGCGUCGGGUGUUGACUAUUUUCGUGACAAACGCUACAUCUACUCCAAAAAAAAAAAUAUAUAUUUAUAUAUAUAUCCAAGUAAAACAGGCAAGAAAGUCUAUAUGUAUCGUAUUUAUAAAUUUACAAAUUUUUUAAUUGUAAAUAUGUCUCAUUGUUAAUAUUAAAAUAAUUAACUGUUGUCAGAUUGUUUAUUUUUAAUUUUCUAUGACAGCAAUAGCACAUGCCAGCAAUAGUAACAAUAAUAAACCUAACGUCAUUGUAUUGACAAGUUCAAUGAAUUGAAAGUGUGUCGUUCGAUAUCGCAAAAAUAUUUACUCGGCACGUGAAUACGUAUACGUACCUAUUGACGUGGUGGCAAACAGGCAGAGCGAAACAAUGCUGCAAGAAAUCCAAUAUCUCCGGCUGUUCAUUUUUGUUCCCAAG
Microplitis demolitor is the source of this 3457-nucleotide messenger RNA. RefSeq names its product serine/threonine-protein kinase pakF. Lineage: Eukaryota; Metazoa; Arthropoda; Insecta; Hymenoptera; Braconidae. The coding region runs from base 588 to 2732 and encodes 714 amino acids. The record is from RefSeq and is a predicted model, not a curated record. The transcript has 3 exons.